Penicillium brasilianum is the source of this 2101-nucleotide messenger RNA. NCBI's taxonomy places the organism in Eukaryota, Fungi, Ascomycota, Eurotiomycetes, Eurotiales, Aspergillaceae. The record is from the annotation of a GenBank genome assembly.
CGGAUGGCUCCGUAUAGGCGCGUCCGAGAAUCUCCGGUGCGCUUACCUAAGGCCCGGCAGCCGGCAGCGACCAAAGACGCUACUCAACUGGCAUUUUUCAAACCCGAAAGACUUCAGCUCCGCUUCCCUUCGAAUACCUCAAUACUCUCUGCCCGACUUCCCCGAGCGCAUAAUCAGAUACAGCCCUUAUUCCAUCCUCUCCAUCAUCUGAGUCGUUCACUCGUCCCAGAUAUACCGGGCUGGUCUCUAUCCUCCUUCCUUUUGACUCAUUGUCCUUCUGCAACGAAAAAAACCCCCGUUGACCGGCAUCGCGUGACGACAUCUCUAUAAUCAACUCUCCCCUAUCCUUCAAAAUGGCCGACCUCACAUCAUCUCUGUCCAUGCUCACGGACAAUCCCGCGAUGGCGAUCGUGAACGAUCUAUACACCUCGUUCUCCGAGCGCCGGGCCCUGCUCAACCUGCCCAACCCCGGUACCGUGGACAACAUCGCGCGCGAGGUGCAGAAGGAGGUUCUGCUGUCCAACUUCAUGUUCACAGGCCUUCGGGCAGACCUGACCAAGGUCUUUGGCAUGUCUCCUCUGUUCCGUGUGUCCCACGCCUUCUCAAUGGGCUCGUCGGGCAACCUGCCUCCGUACGCUUUCUCUUCCAUGUACGGCAGCCCCAAGGUCUUCAUGCAAGGCAACCUCGGAAGUGACGGUACCCUCUCCGCCGUCUACAACUGGCGCUGGACCCCGGCCCUCGUCACCAAGACCAACGCCCAGAUCAUGCCCGGCGCCACCCAGGGUCUCAUGCAGAUUGACAACGACUACACUGGCAAGGACUUCUCUGCGUCUCUCAAGGCUUUCAACCCGUCUUUCCUCGAGGGCGGCCUUACCGGUAUCUUCGUUGGUAGCUACCUCCAGUCUGUCACCCCCGGCCUGGCUCUUGGUUUCGAGGCUAUCUGGCAGCGUCAGGGUCUGAACACCCGCCCCGAGACUGCUCUGUCCUACUGCGCCAAGUACAAGGGUGAUGACUGGAUUGGUACCGCUCAGCUGCAGGCCCAGGGCACCUUCGCCGCUACCUACUGGCGCAAGCUGUCCGAGCGUGUUGAGGCUGGUGUUGACAUGAACCUCCAGUUCGCUCCCAACGCUGCUGCUCUGAUGAUGGGUGGUCCUAGCCGUGAGGGUACCACUGCCAUUGGUGCCAAGUACGACUUCCGUGCUUCUUCCUUCCGCGCCCAGGUUGACAGCGCCGGCAAGGUCAGCUGUCUUUUGGAGAAGCGCAUUGCCAUGCCCAUCUCUCUCACCUUUGCUGGUGAGAUUGACCAGGCUAAGCAAACCGCCAAGGUCGGCCUCGCCGUCUCCCUCGAGAUUGCCGGUGAGGAGCUCAUAGAGCAGCAGGAGAAGGCCGAUCCUAACAUGGUUCCCCCUCCCUUCUAAGCUUCUUGAACCCUUCUCCCUCUUUCCGUCCGAGUUUCCCUCCUCAAAACCUCUCGAGGUCCAGAUGCAUUCAUCCCUUCCAGCGUCUCUCGAGUUAACCACCCUUUCGACCUCUCUGUUUUAGUAGUUCUUUCCCCCUUUCCCCCCUUUCCCCCCAAUGUCUGGAUUGACAUGGCAUGUCAAUUCCAUCUCCUUCGGUAUAUCUCCACCUGAAUCUGGGUUGCUGGAGUAGGCGGCAUUUGUUUGGCGCCAUGGAGAGUCCCGCAUGACCUGUAUAGAUUCACAUCGCUGUGUUUUUUCUCUCUGCCAAUGGUUUCUUUUCUAUUCCGUCUCUUUUUCCUUCUCCCUCUGAUCUAGUCCUCUCUUCCUUUCUUCUCCCGUCUCCGCCAAUAUCUGAUGCUCGCAUUUCUCCGGCUUUUUGUCUUGGUCCGUGGUCUUGUGUGUCUUGUCUUCUUGCGUGACUGGUUGGGGAUUUGGCUUUACGGCUGCCAUCUAUCCUUUUCAUUUCGAGGCUUUGGUGUUUCUCGUGUGGUCUGUGGGAUUGCAAGAUUUUAUCUGUGAGGAUGGAGGUUGGAGGUGCAUGGGUUGCGUCUGGAGAGAUCUGGUCAUGUUUCGCAUCAUAGACGGACCAGUGUAAAACAAUCUUUGAAUCUUAAUUGCAGCGCUUUGCAUGUUGUAUGGCU